Messenger RNA from Gambusia affinis (western mosquitofish), 1213 nucleotides. RefSeq names its product olfactory receptor 11A1-like. NCBI's taxonomy places the organism in Eukaryota, Metazoa, Chordata, Actinopteri, Cyprinodontiformes, Poeciliidae. The record is from RefSeq and is a predicted model, not a curated record. Gene Ontology annotation, molecular function: G protein-coupled receptor activity; olfactory receptor activity. The transcript has a single exon. Gene Ontology annotation, biological process: G protein-coupled receptor signaling pathway. Bases 272 to 1213 code for a protein of 313 amino acids. Gene Ontology annotation, cellular component: membrane.
CUGAUGAUGUUGCCAUGUUGCCUGUGGCAGGACGUAUCUCCUGUGUUUGGGUGAAUCUCCAGUGUCCUGAGAUGAUGUCUGACAUGUUGGUUCCAAUCUCCAGUUGACUCAAACCUUCAGGCUGAUUAUGACUCGAUUGAAAACCCUCACAGAUUGUCGUCAGCUUUAUUACGCUGUGUCCAACAUGUAGGAUGGAGUUUGUGGUUAAAUUCAGUUUUGUUGGUGAAAUUGUUUAACUAAAGGAAGGUUUUUAUGCUCUAACUGAAAUGUCAUGAUGACAAACUCUUCACAGGUUUUAUUCUUUUUCCUGACUGCUUAUAUUGACUCUGGGGUUCUGGCGUAUUUAUAUUUCACUGUUGUCUUGUUUUUGUACAUUUUAAUCAUUGUUUCCAACGUCCUGCUGAUCGUGGUGAUCUGUGUGAACCGGAGCCUACAUGAACCCAUGUACAUGUUCCUCUGCAGCCUGUUUGUGAACGAACUGUACGGCAGCUCAGGCUUGUUUCCCUUCCUGCUGGUCCAGAUCCUCUCUCAUCUCCACUCAGUUGCUGCUCCGUUCUGCUUGCUUCAGGUUUUUAUCGUCCAUUCGUACGGGGCUGUUGAAUUUCUAAGCCUAGCGGUCAUGUCGUAUGACCGGUACCUCGCUAUCUGCUACCCUCUGCAGUACAACGCCAGGAUGACACCAACGAAGAUCGCAGCGCUCAUCGCAGUGAGCUGGCUGUAUCCGUUUGUGGCGAUGUCCUUCAUGAUGUCUCUGGUGCCAGUGAAUCUGUGUAGGAACCAGAUUAACAAAGUCUACUGUGACAUGCACUCUCUGGUCAAACUGGCCUGUUCAGACGCGGCAUUAACCAACAUUUAUGGACUCAUUGCUACGUUCAGCACCAUCUUCAUCUCGUUGCUCCUGAUCCUCUACAGCUACAUCAAGAUCCUGUCUGUGUGUUUCUCUGGGUCCAAACAGACCCGUCAGAAGGCUCUGAACACCUGCACACCUCACCUGGCCUCCAUCUUGAACUUCUCCUGCGGUGGAAGCUUUGAGAUUUCCCAGAGCAGAUUUGAUAUGAGUUUUCUGCCAAAUGUUCUGCGGAUUUUUCUGUCGCUUUACUUCCUGACUGCCCAGCCUCUUUUUAACCCGCUGAUGUACGGCCUGAAGAUGUCAAAAAUCAGAAACGUUUGUAAAAGUCUAAUUAUGAAUUCUGAAUAUUUUAAAAAAGCAUAA